This is a messenger RNA of Podarcis lilfordi (Lilford's wall lizard), 9274 nucleotides long. NCBI's taxonomy places the organism in Eukaryota, Metazoa, Chordata, Lepidosauria, Squamata, Lacertidae. The record is from the annotation of a GenBank genome assembly.
AUGUUUUUGAAUGAUUCUGCUAACUUUUCGGAAAGUGAAAAUGAACCUCAUUCGGCCUUUUCACAGACUGAACACAACAUAGUUGCAGCUUAUUUGAUAACAGCAGGUAUGAAUGUUGAUGGAAUUUGUGGCAGGGGGAUGACAAACCAGGAUUUAAGACUUGGAAUAGAGGCAUUCUGUGUUGUGCAAGUGAAAAAAAAAGCUGUUAAUUGAUUUUUGUCCAGCGUUUUCUAAAGAUAGGUAAGAUUUAGAACAAUCAAAUGUGAAAUGAUAAAACUAUGAUCUUAAACAAGUAUUGAACAUGCACAUUAAGGGUGCAAUUCCCUAUAUGCAUAUAUGUGGAGUGGAUAUGACUCAGAUGGCACAUGUUAACUUGCAAAAGAAAUGUAAUUUAUUUAGAUUUGCAAAAUGAUGUGUUUGUCACUGUUUUGGGAGCCAUUUAUCAUAAAGAUAGAAGGUUGGACCUGGACGUAGUCUUGCUUAGAGUAGGCUAACUGAAAUCAUGGCUAACUUUAAGUCCCAAUGGCCUCUGUUUGUCUACUGAACAUUAAUGGCUUUGUCUCCAACCCGUAGCUUUGAGGAAUAAAAAGUAUGCAGGUUUAUUGGCUCUCAGCCCUAUGUUUACUUCUCCAUAUGAAGUUCUUUGUUUGUUAGUUCUAGGCUGGAAUGGUCUGAGAGCACAGAGAGUUCACCAUUUUGCAUUCCUCUCUGCCUUGUUCUUGGUUUUGGGGUCCUCUGCUGCAGCCACAAGUGGCAGCCAGUGAAUGAUUAAACAAUACAGCCUCAAAACUAUCCUCAAGAAGCAAGUGGCUUGUUAUUUCAACAGCUCUAACUCCAUUUCCCAUAGCAGUGGUUAUGGAAUAUAUUUUAAAAACAACAUUGUGCAUGGAUUGGCCAUAAUUGAUUUCCACCUAAUAUAAUCUUAUGUACAUUUUAUGGGAGAUGUUGGAAUUGCUUGUGAGGGAAAAGCUCCAACUAUAGGUCCUUGUUUCAGCUAUAUGUUUUGUUGAAGACUUGUAUCUAUAUUGGAUACUCAGAAAUAACAUUUGUUCCCUAGAUGUGCUUUAGGUCAGUAAAGGAGGUGGCCAGUGUGAGCAAGAAUUCUUUUUAAAGAUUGAGUAGCUUAUUAUUACAUGUACAACAAGCAUUGUCAUGCGUUUUGCUUCUAAAGGAGCCUGUUGCAUAGUCUCAAAAAGGCUAGAGCAUCUCUAUUUUGGCUGAAGCAGUGGCUGUACUGGGAGAGCUGGAGAGCUAUUUUAUGCAGCAAAGCAACGGAGGUGGUCAUAGAUGCAAAGGCUGCCUCCUGUCAUCAAUAUAAGAUUCCACAUUCUGUGAGUAGGUGGUGGUUUUACUAUAGGUCGAGUAUAUUGCAUUAACUUUUUUCAAUUAAAUAAUUUUUUAGAAAAGUUUUUUAAAAAUUCAAAUUCUUACAGUGCUAUAUUUUUAAUGGAUGCUUUUCAUUGUAGCAGUUUGAUCAUAAAUGCUUCGACCUAUUUUGCUUAAAGAUGUCACUCUCGGCCAGUCUUAUCACGAUAAAUUGAGUCACAGUUUUCUUACAGGCAAAUCUUUUCCUUCUAAGGGAAGACUCACUGAGCAGUAUAGUCAAUGUGACAGCGUAUAACAAAUGCAAUACCAUCUGAGAGUUAAUCUUACUGCCAGAGUGCUCAAAUUUUAGUCACUAUUACUUUUAUAUUCACAAACUGAACACACGACAAAAUUCUACAACUUUUCUGUUUAAAUGCACUUUUUGCAAUAGGAAUGCUGAACAUGUUCUGUUAUCUUCUGGGCUUGUGUCUUAUGUUACUUUGUGUAGGAGGAGAAAAUAUAUAGACACACUGAGUACCCACUGAUGGUCUGACACCUUAUAAUAAACAGUAGCGUAUAUGCUGAUGAAGAAGUAAUGUUUUAUUGUUGCUCUAUUUGCUUCAGACUGUAUUGCCUUAGACGAAAAAGCUUCAAAGAAAGCAAGGAGCUGUUUUCUGAAGUGCAACUCCUUGUUGAUGCAAAUUAGAUGUCACCAACCUUUUUGGACCUGUGGGCACAUAGUGAUGCUUUGUUGAUUCUUACUGCUGAAAAUAGGGCUUGAUGAUCAUAGAAUUGUAGAGAUGGAAGGGGCCUAAGAGUCAUCUAGUCCAACCCCUGCAGAAAUCUUUUUGCCCUACAUAGGGCUCAAACCCAUGACCCUGUGAUCAAGAGUCUCAUGCUCUACCGACUGAGCUUUCCCACUGAUGAACUUGUUAAACUCUUUGAUUGUGUUCCUAAAGGGUAUAGAUUCAGUGAUGGGAUGGUUCCUGCUUAUUGAUUUGUACACAGGACCAUGAUUUAUUUUGACUGCUUUGGAUAAGCUGCAGGAUCCAAAUGCUUUUUAAAGGCAGCCCUAUAUAGAACAUACUACAGUAAUCCAGUCUUGAGGAAAGCAGGACAUAUGUUGGGUACAAUAUUGCUGAAUGCAUGAAUAAUUCUGAGUUGGAAAGGGUUGAGGUAAAGAAAACUAUCCAUUCAUUUUCAAAACAAACAAGAGCUUUGUAUAAAAGCAUGCAACACAACAUUAUAAGACUAUAUUAACAUUAGCAUACAUUUCCAAGUUUUAUAGAAAUGUUAAAAAAAACAAUGCCUUGCUGAGUUAUGGAUACCCUUAAUAAAUUAGCCGUAAUAGAGUUUUUGGUUUUUUUCCAGAAUGCCAAUGUUAAUUAUUUGCUAUUGUUUAGUUUCCCUUUUUGGUCUUUUAACAGGAGUCGUAAGUCUUCUGAGUAACAUAGUGGUCCUAGGCAUCUUUGUUAAGUAUAAGGAACUUCGAACAGCAACCAAUGCCAUUAUUAUUAACCUGGCUUUCACUGACAUCGGAGUGAGUGGGAUUGGCUACCCCAUGUCUGCAGCUUCAGAUCUGCAUGGAAGCUGGAAAUUUGGCUAUGCAGGCUGCCAGGUACUUGGAAGUUAGAAAUUAAAGACCAAAGCGUGUUUGUGUUUAUCCCUGUUCCAGCUGAAGUGCACUUAAGGCCUUUGGUUGAUCUGAUUGACAUCCUAUGCCCUUUUAAAAUGUGGGGUUUUGGGGGGAGGGGGUGACUGGGUUGUUUUUUCGAUUAUAUAUUUGGUGGUUUUAUAUUUUUAUUUUGUUCUGUGAAUCGCCCUGAGACCUCCAGGUAUAAGAGGGCAGUAUUGAUUGAUUGAUUUGAAUGCAUGUAAACAAGUGAGAUGCAUCUAGGUCAUUCCUACAAUUGUUCAUGUUCCAUUCUGAGCACAAACAGUGAUGCAGUCCUAACAGCCACGCCAUAUGUUACAGCAGAGGCACAGUUAUUAUGGAAUAGGACAUCCCUAUUCUCAAUGGAAAAAUGUUGGAGGGUAUGCAUGCGCCCAAAGAGUGAAUAGCUGAUAAAAUAGGCUCUAGAGAAUUUAGUGAACAAAAGUUUAUGUCACAAUAAAUCUGUUAGCUUUUCAGAUAGCACAAAGCUGUUUGGUAUCUGCUACCCACAGAGCCUAGGACUUGCCGAUCAGAAGGUUGGCGGUUCGAAUCCCCACGACGGGGUGAGCUCCCAUUGCUUGGUCCCUGCUCCUGCCAACCUAGCAGUUCGAAAGCACGUCAAAGUGCAAGUAGUUACGUAAAUAGGUACCGCUCUGGCAGGAAGGUAAACGGCGUUUCCGUGCGCUGCUCUGGUUCGCCAGAAGUGGCUUAGUCAUGCUAAGUUAGGGGUCCCUUUACCUUUACCCCUCUGCAAGCUGGAAAUGAGGCAUUUCAGAAUUGUAAAUUAAAACACAUACUAAAUUGGGCUUGCCACUAGAUGGCUGCCUAGAGUAGAACGUCUGACUCCUAGCACUGUCUAGCUAUUCAUAACAUUUUUCAGCUGUGAAAACUAUUAGGGGCGACAAAUGGGCAGAAGACCUGGUGGAUAAGGGACCCAGCACAGGGGCAAAACACUUCACUUGCCACAGGCCCCACAGUGCCUCCAGCUAAAAGGAUCAGGGAGUAGGUGAAAAUAAAGAACUCUGUUGGAGAGCUACUGCCAGCUGGAACAGGAAACAGAGCUUGAGAUGAUGCCUUAGGCCAGAGGUUUUCAAACUUUUUGAGUCCACAGCUCCCUUGACCAAAUAUGUUCUUUCUGUAGCACCCCUGUGGAGCUCAGGAGCCCAGUUAUGUCACCCCUUGCCUGCCGAACUGGCAGCCUCUCAUCCUUUUUCAAACACCCUCCCUUAUGGAGUGUUCCCUCAGCCUCCUCUCCUCUCCCAUCUCCUUGGGAGUCCUCCAGGCAGCCAUUGCAGCCCCCGCCCCCCAUCUCUGAAGCUCCUUAGCUCCUGGCAACCAGCAUCCCCUGGCCAGCCACAGAGGCACCAAUUGUCUGGGGAGCUUGUAACCAAGGCUGCUGCAACAAACAGCUGUGCAAGCCUUUGGGAGGCAGAGACGCAAGAGGGCAACAGAGGAGGGAAGGAAGGAAGGAAGGAAGGAAGGAAGGAAGGAAGGAAGGAAGGAAAAGAGGCCAGUGUUGCCUGUGGCACACUAGUUGUAGACCCACUGAGGCUGUGAAAUAUACUUGGAGUCGAGUGUGGAUUUCAUGCUCUUUAUUCAGGUCAUAGUAGUGAGGAAUGAAAGUUUCCCCAAAAUAUCUGCUUUAUAUACAUUAUUUACACAAUGGGUCACACGUGAUUGGCUAAUUCUGGGAUUCUCCUGUAGGCCAAUCAGGUUGCGGAUUCACUUCCACCUGAAGCUGGAUUGGGUGGCUCCUGUGGACCAAUCAUACUGCUGCAUUGUUCUAGGACCAAUCAGACUGCUGCAUUCUGAAUCCUAUUGUUCUUGGACCAAUCAGACUGCUGCUUUUUUGGAUCCUAUUCAACUCAGUACAUAACAGGCUGAGUCAGACCAGUAUUCUUCUCAGUAUUAUCUAUGCUGGAAUUGUAACAGAGAAAUGUCAGAUUAGUAAAAAUAUAUAGAGGAAAUGGCAAUUCAUUUACCAGAAAAAAUAAAACAGCAAAAAAAGUAUAUAGAUAGCACCAUCCACCUAUAAAAAGUCACAGAAUAAAUCUUCAACCUAGUCUACUGUGUUGGAGAGGAUGUCGGCAAAUGGGGGCUUAUCUCAAUAUGUGGUGGAGCUGCAAGAAGGUUCAAUCCUUUGGGGAACUAAUUAUGAAUGAAGUAUAUGUUCUUACAGGUCAAACAGUACCCUUUGGUCCCCAAAUAGCAUGGUUCAGCUUGUUUGCUGAUGAUUUAAAAGAUCUAAUGUAGACACUGGAAACUUGUUUGGAAAGUGUAUGGAACAUUUCCCUUAUGGAAAAGUUAUCAAAGCAACUUAAAUCUCUAAAAAACAUGAGACCCAAAUACAAUUUUUGAGGAAAUUAUGUGUAUUAUAUGUUUAUGGCUCUCUCUGGAACAACUUGUUAAGAUAUGAACAGAUAACAAUGCUCAGCUAGCCAAAAUCCAACACGGGAACUUCAGUGUUACAUUUUUUUAAGCUAAACUUGAUAUUAUUUGGGGUUGAUAUACGCAACAAUGCAUAAUAACUGCAAAAAUAACAGCAACAAGGAUCAGAGUUCAAAACCUUUGAAAACAAUGACGAUUAUUCCUUGAAAAUGAUUAUAUAAUCUCUCCAAUUUCAGAUCUAUGCUGCUUUAAAUAUCUUUUUCGGAAUGGCAAGUAUUGGUUUGCUUACUGUUGUUGCAAUUGACCGUUACCUGACAAUCUGCAAGCCACAUAUAGGUAUGUUAUAUUCUUGCACAAACAAAUAUAUAGUCUGUUGCAACUACUGUAUAAAACACAGUAUAGGUUUAGGUUAUAUUUUAUUGCCUAAACUCAUGAACUGUUUUUUUCAUGUAGACUUUUUGUUAUAGAUGCUUGAGUUGAUUGUCGCUUACACACAGCAGGACCAGUUGAGCAAAUAAAUGCUACAGAGUUUUGCCAUUUAAAGCACCAGCAGUUCUGUUUGCUUUCUUAGUGCUCUUUGGAAACUUUGUUAUCCACACAGAGUUAACCAAGUCAUAUUUUAAUAAGGUUUAUGAGAUCCGGCACUUGAAAAAUUGAAAGGGGUGAAGACGAAAGCAGACAAUCUUGGUGACCAGUUUGCAUGGGGGGGGGGGUGUAGAGGGAGAUUCAACUGUCAUAAAACAAUAUAUAGGUAGGUAGCCAUGUUGGUCUGCUGUAGUCGAAACAAAAUUAAAUAAAUCCUUCCAAUAAAUCCUUAGAGACCAACUAAGUUUGUUGUUGGGAUGAACUUUCAUGUGCAUGCACACUAUGUGUGUGUCUGAAGAAGUGUGCAUGCACACGGAAGCUCAUACCAAUAACAAACUUAGUUGGUCUCUAAGGUGCUACUGGAAGGAUUUUUAAAAAUUUUGUUUUGUCAUAAAACAACAUAGGCUGCAGUGCAGCCACAAGGCUCAGAGCGCUGAUAAUCUAGGAGCAGGGGAAAUAAACGAUGGUUUUGUGGGCAAAAGCACUAUUUUAAUAUUUUACUUACAUAUCUUGCAUUGGAGAUCCAGCACUGAGCAAGUUGGAAUAGAUUACCUUUCAGUGUCUACUAACUCUAAAAUCCUAUGAUUAGGCACACAAUGAAGCUACCUUGCUGAACCUAAUCCUAUGCAUGCUGCCCUGAAUUCCAUCAUGGGGAAAAGGUGUGAUACAAAUGAAAAUAAAGUACAGGGGUAAUCCUGUUAGUGGAAGGUUCAUGGUAGGUGUGGGGAACCUGUGACUCUCCAAAUGCUGCUGGAGUGCAUCACCCAUCAUCCCUGAACAUUGGCCAUUCAGGCUGGGGCAGAUGGGACUUAUCAGACCAACAGCAUAUUGUGGGCGGUGAUAGGUUCCCUACACCUGGUUUUGGGGAAUGGUGUUUUGUCAUCUCUUGUCUUUUGGGGGCCACCUUUUGAUUGUAAAAAGUGUGUUGAUGGAGGGGAAAAUAAAUGCUUCCAUUUCAUUAACUAUAUGAAGCCAAUAUAUAAUUUGGGUAUUAAUAUGUCUGAGGGCUUUCUUAUGUAGAUCUACAAUAAGUAUAGAUUGAUUUUGUUUAUACAGUUUUGUUAUCAUUCAAACACCGUGUUUACUUCAGUGUAAAAUGUUAUAAGUGACCAGGGAGAAUAAACAGAGGUAUCACUGUUUUGUCUCCAUAGGUAGUAGACUUACUGCUAACAACUACACAGUUCUGAUUCUUGCUGCCUGGAUCAAUGCAGUCUUUUGGGCCUCAAUGCCGAUUGUGGGCUGGGCAAGCUAUGCCCCAGAUCCAACUGGAGCUACCUGUACAGUGAACUGGAGGAAAAACGAUGCGUAUGUUUUGACUUGUCGGGCAGUAUGUGUGUGUGUUUGUUCGUAAAUUUGUACUGGGCUUGUGUCAGUGCAGCCUUACCAUAAAAAGUGGCAAAUAUUGAGAUGUUGGUGGGGAGGAAAGAGCUUCUAAAGAGGGCAAGAAAGGUUUCCAAACUAUGUUUUCUCCUCCAAGAGUAUAAAACAUGGGGGUUUUUUUAAUAUAUUGUAUUGAUUUUAUAUUUAAAUUAUUUUUUAUUAUUUCUCUUUAUAGGUUUUUUAUUUUAUUAAAAAGCCAUAUUUAAAGUCUUCAUAGUGCACUGUGAAUUGAUUGGAGCUAGAGACUCAAGAGAGUCUGACUCCCUAACUGUUGACAAGUAAACAAACCCUUGUGGGCAGUUGUGAAGGUCACAAUCCUUUUUUAUAUUUACUCAGAAGCAAGUGCUAUUGGGUUCAAUGGGAAAUACUCCCUAUUAAGUGGGUAAUAGGCUGUGUGUCUAAACUCAGCCAAAAUGGAGCCAUUAUUGAUGGGUACAGUAUAAAAAAAACACUUUUAGAACAUGUUGCACUGUACAUAAAAUGUUUCACUCUAAUCUUACAGUUAAACCAGGAUGAAAGGUGGUGUUUUCUAGUUAUCAUCUUUGUUUUUCCCCCCCACUUUCAGAUCCUUUGUUUCUUUCACGAUGUCUGUGAUUGCCGUUAACUUUGUCAUCCCGCUAUCGGUCAUGUUUUACUGUUACUUCAAUGUUUCGCGAACUAUGAAGCGGUACGCCAGAAGCAGUUGCCUGGAGAGCAUCAACAUAGAUUGGUCUGAUCAAGUAGAUGUAACAAAGGUAUGGUCAUUCUGGCAGAGCUCCCUUUUCUGUUUCAGUGGGGAGGAAAUCAGUUUAUUUUUCACACUGAGGUGCUGAAACAGAUCAUAAGAUGCUGCCUUAGACUGGAUCAGACUAUAGGUCCAUCAAGUUCAUUGGGUUGAUUGGUUGUGGUUCCCCAGGGUUUUAGAAAGGGGGCUUCCCAGCCAUACUAGAAGAUGCUGUGGAUUGAACUUGGGACAUUCUGCAUGAAAAGCCGUUGCUCUACCACGGAGCUACAUAUGUUCAUGCCAAACACAAAUAUGAUAUACUAGGGCACUGUUACCCAAACUUGGGUCUCCUGCUGCUUUGGGACUUCAAUUCCCACCAUCCCUGACCACUGGUCUUGCUAGUUAGAGAUGAUAGUAGUCAAAAAACACUGCACUAGGGGUUGCCGCCCCUGCUCAUGUCACUUGACAACUCCGCCACCCCUCGCCAUCCACCUUGCCAAACCAAAUUCCUUCCUUUACACCUCACAAAACCAAAUAUCUUCACGGCUCCUUCAAGCCUCCCUCCUCCCACAUCCUCACAUCUCCUCUGUGUCUCUCCAUCCCUACUUUAUUCCAACCUUAGAUGGGCUUGUAACAAAAAACGGGGACUGGACAGAAUGAAGGUCUGAGGUAACGAUCAAAGAGAUGCUAGAACAGAACUGAAAAUAUUUUGGGACAUCACACUUUGUUCAUUUUCCUUUACAGAUGUCCGUUGUCAUGAUUUUAAUGUUCCUGGUGGCGUGGUCACCAUAUUCUAUCGUGUGUUUAUGGUCUUCAUUUGGGGAUCCCAGGAAAAUUUCUCCUGCCAUGGCAAUUAUAGCACCAUUGUUUGCCAAGUCCUCCACAUUCUAUAAUCCCUGUAUUUAUGUCAUCGCGAACAAAAAGUAAGUGGUUCACUUCUACCACAACUUAAGAGGUGGAGAUUCUGUGGGGAGAGAAUGUGUUAUAAAUGUGAGAGUUCCAGUGUGAUGCAGUGGUUAGACUGCUAGACUUGGACGGUGAAGCUCGUGGGUGGCUUUGAGCCAUUCACUUCUUGGAGGUGGAAUUAUUGGAAUUUGAGGGAUUGGCACUGAAUUCAUGCAUCCAACACUGAAAGGAUUUCUCCCUCUUUCAGGUUUCGAAGGGCCAUCUUUGCGAUGGUCAGAUGUCAAACACGGCAGGAGAUCACAAUCAACCAUGUCUUCUUGCCAAUGAGCGCAUCUCAAAGCACAAUUACCUAA